Branchiostoma floridae (Florida lancelet) is the source of this 4611-nucleotide messenger RNA. RefSeq names its product sushi, von Willebrand factor type A, EGF and pentraxin domain-containing protein 1-like. The record is from RefSeq and is a predicted model, not a curated record. NCBI's taxonomy places the organism in Eukaryota, Metazoa, Chordata, Leptocardii, Amphioxiformes, Branchiostomatidae. The transcript is spliced from 22 exons. The coding region runs from base 1 to 4611 and encodes 1536 amino acids.
AUGGCCUGCACACGUAGCACUUACUACGGUAGCAUCUGUACGUACGAGUGCGAGGAUGGGUAUUUCCCGGCAAAUAACAGCACGUACAUCCCAUCGGUUCAGAGGUCAUGUCUUGCCUCACGCGUAUGGACCAACACUACUGAUACUGAGUUCUCCUGUGUAGAUGUGGAAGCACCUACCUUUCCCAACUGCCCCUCCCCGAUUUCUGCCCAAGCGGAAAAGGGAACCGUUUCGGCCUUUGUGUCCUGGGCUGCACCAGGAGCUGAAGACAACUCGGGUGAAGACGUCCACGUUUCACAGACUGUGGGUCAACCUCCAGGGUCACGAUUUGAGGAGGGUUUUCACACCAUAGUUUACACAGCGACGGAUUCAGUCAUGAACUCCGCAAACUGUUCAUUUACAGUCACCGUAACAACUCCGAAGUGCUCCCGAUUGCAAACUCUUCAGUAUGCAAGCAUCCUUUGUGACAACCAAUACAACUAUGGUUCUACGUGCACCUACACCUGUGAUGAGGGAUACUUCCUCAACGGAGAUCCGACCACAACAUGUGAGCUAGACCUGAGUACAGAUGCCACUUACUGGACCCAUUCUGCAAGCCAACACAACUGCCAGCCUGUUCAGUGUCCACAACUUCCGUCCAUACAAAACGGUGGAUGGUUGGUCAACACAACGUGCAGCAAUACCUUCGGCAGCUACUGCUACUUCCAAUGUGAUCCUGGCUAUAAGCUACAGGGUGAUAGCACCGUCUCCUGCAAGGCGUCCACUCCUGGCCAGAGCACGGGAGUCUGGGAUGGCAACAUCCCCACUUGCAUCGAGUCGACUUGUUCGCCGCUUGGACCCAUCGCAAAUGGGAGAAUAGUCUUUGAUCAAGACUGUCCUUUCGGUAACGUCUUUUCUGCUGGAAGUGUCUGUGGUGUCUCCUGUAGUCCUGGUCAUGUUCUGAUCGGCUCAAGUUUCCUGACGUGUCUCUUGGACGGAACUUGGAAUGCCAGUCUUCCAUCUUGUGAAGUUAUUACCUGCGAUAGUGCUGGCCUACCUACACCGACCAAUGGCUAUAAACUGGGCUGUUCUAAUAGUGAGGAACCCCAUGGUACUACUUGCAUCCUCGGAUGUAACACUGGCUACGAGCCUGCCAUCCCAGUACAACGGACGUGCAUAGCAGAUGGUAAUGGCGUGGGACAGUGGUCGAAUGGGACCAUCAAUUGCAAAGAGAUCAAGUGUAGGCACCUUCCCAAGCCAAACAAUGGAAACAUCACAGCCUGCUAUCAUGACGGCGUCAGGACUGAACCAGAGCAGAGUCAGAGUGUCGGAGCAGUGUGCAGUACCAUGUGCAACGAGGGAUACACGGCUGCGGGAUCGGCAGAGAGAACAUGUCUACCCGGGGGAGGAUGGAAUGGCACGGAGCUGCGUUGUCGGGACUUAGCGCCACCAGUGUUGCAGUGCCCAGAUGAGAUCAUACUGGUCGCUAACGAAGGUCAGGACACAGCUACGGUGGACUGGCAUUGGGAACCAGUUCUGGCAAAUGAUGCCGGAAAAGACAUAGUUUCUGCUUUGUCUGGAUCAACAACCAGAGAAACCGAAUUACCCGAAGGACGACAUUUUUUCACGUACGAGGCAACCGACGCAGCUGGCAACAGAGCGUCCUGCACUAUGGCAAUUGACGUCAGAGUGAUUCGGUGUCCAGGAUUGCCGUCAGUCGUCAACGGUGUCACCACGCUUGUGGCAGGAAAAGGAACGUGUUCUGGAGGUUCCGUACGGGGCAGUCAGUGUGAGGUGACGUGUGAUGCAGGCUACAGCAUGGCUGAUGGGUCUACGGUAACGACUAGGACGUGCCAUAGAACUGGAAAUGACACCUUACAGGCCAGUUGGACAGGCCCUGUACCCGUCUGCACAGCAAUCAAGUGCUCCGGUCUUCCCACUGUGGAAAAUGGCAUGGUCAUCCCAGCGACAUGUUUGUCUCCUUCUGUAUCAAACGGGGAGAUCUGUAUUUUCAACUGUGACCCAGGGUACUCCAUAAUGGGGCCCUUCAGCAAGCAAUGCCUUACCGAUGGCAGGUGGAGCGAUACCAGGAAAACAUCGUGCAAAGAUCAUGAGCCACCUAGAUUCACCGGCCAAUGCCCAACCUACGUUAACGCCAUCGGAGACGCAGGAAAGACAUCUGCCACCGUUCUAUUCACUGAACCAGCAGCAACUGACAACUCCAACUACGUCAAUGUAUCCAGGGCAGCGAAUCAAAGGGGACCGGGUGACGAUUUUCCAGAAGGAACGACUGUAGUCACCUAUGUUGCUAAGGACGCUGCGAAUAAUAGAGCUCAAUGUGACGUUUUUGUGGUCGUGAGAGUGCACAGAUGCCCGAUGGUACAAGCGCCUGCAAGUGGUGCAGUAAACUGCUCUGGAGACUUUUACGGAAGCAAGUGCCAAUACAGGUGCAACGAGGGGUACAUGCUGGAUGGCUCGCCUUUCCGCCAUUGUGUACUGUCCGCUGACGGUUCCAGCUCAUAUUGGAACGGCUCACAACCGGUAUGCAGAGCUGUUGAGUGCCCAGCGUUAGUAACACCAGCGAAUGCUGUUAAGUCUGGCUGUUUUAACGAACCACCCACAACAGAGAGAUUCGGAACUGUCUGUUCUUUCUAUUGUAACUAUGGUUACAGUGGAUCGGGGGUCAACAGCGCUAGAUGUCUCUCGGAUGGGACAUGGACCUCCUUCAACUUUGUUUGUGAAAACAUAGAGAAACCUCGCUUUUCACAGUGUCCGCAAGACCAAAUGUUCUACGCCGACCGAGGCUCUCAGUCCACCUUCGUCAAUUGGACUGUAUCGGCCAUUGAUAACUCAGGAGAAAUUCCAACCGUCACCUGCAGUCAAUCACCGGCAGUACUUCCAGCUGGAGAUUACCAGGUCUCGUGUACUGCUACCGACGCUACAGGGAACACAGAAACCUGCCUGUUUGACGUCAGAGUCAAAGUAAGACGAUGUCAGCAGCUGCUUCCCCCUCUGUACGGAUCGUUUGUCGGCACGUGCGACACCGCCUACGGCAGUACCUGCCAGGUGACCUGCACGGCUGGCUACCAACUUGAAGGGUCAGAUACCGCAACAUGUGAGAUGCAGGGAAACAACGCCGUUUGGGACAGGGCUACUAAUCCUGUUUGCCAAGAUAUCACAGCACCAACACUGUUGACUUGCCCUGGACCCCAAUACGGCACCAUCACCGACAGUUCGUUCCUUGGAGUCUCCGUGUCCUUUGACAUCCCACGAGCCACGGACAACUCGGGGGAGACCUUAAGCAUCACCAAGCUACCUGUAGACAUUACGUCACCUUACAACUUUACGGCAGACACGGUCGUGACGUACGAGUUCCGCGACUCCGGUGGCAAUUCGGUCACGUGUACCUUUAUGGUCUACAUUAAAGGAGAACUUCCUCCAAACGUCGUCUUCUGUCCGGACGACCUCACCAUCACAGCCACUGAUCGCCUUGCUGAAGUGUCCUGGCCAGAGCCCGUGUUCGACGAUCCAACGGGCGGCGACUUGGAUGUCUCCGCCAACAUAGCAAAUAACGGCUCCCUCCCCUGGGGAGACCACUCCGUCACUUAUACUGCCACCAACGUCGACAACGGCAAAAGUGUCACCUGUACUUUUCUUGUCAUCGUGCGACCUGUUGCAUGUCCCCCGCUGAAUCCUCCACUUCACGGUGCCCUGGCCUGCGAUACAUGGGUGUACGGCAAAUUCUGCUCCAUGUUCUGCAGCGCUCAAUAUGAUAUUCCCAGGGGGUCAAACCCAGGUGACAAGUACAUAUGCGGGGCUAGCGGAAUUUGGUCACCCCCUCCCCCUGUGCCUGAUUGUGUCAGUAGCUUCAGGCCAAAUCGUUUCGUCUUGCCUUCCGAGCUACAUUACUUCUCGGGAGACUGCUCGGAUCCGAGCGUCCAAGCCGAUAUCGCCCAGCGGUUCGUCACCAUUUUGAACGGCUCUGACUUUGGCAGCGCUUGUUCAGAUUCUGUAGGUUGUUCAUGGGAAAACGUAGAAGUUGUCUGCGGGGCCAAUUCGAGACGACGCUCUCUUGGGAGACAAAGCAAGCUGGUAACAGGACAGAUGACCGACAUUAGCAGUCGUUCAUCGGGACAGUACCUACUCACGAUGAAGUUUUCCUUGGUAGUGAACAUGACUGAUGACGACCCCAACCUGUCGUCAGUAGAUAGGUAUUAUGCAGCUGACGAUCAGCUUCUCAUGAUGACAGAUGUCAUUCAGGCGGAAAUCUAUUCCGGAGACUUUGAUGUAAGUGUCCCAGGACUCUCUCUUCAAGUCGAUCAGAACUCUCUGACGUACGGUUGGUCUGAGCUAGACUGUCCCAAAGGGUAUGCAGAACAGCCCGACAGCAUGAACUGUGUUGGAUGUCCCACUGGCACGUUCUAUGACGAAGACGCGGACGACUGUCUCAAGUGUUCUGUCGGCUACUACCAAGACGAAGAGGGCCAGUUCCAAUGCAAGACCUGCCCUCUGGGAACUUCAACCAUCGAUGAAGGCGCAAGGAACCUCACGGAAUGUCUAGGUACUUGUGCUAUCGUUUCAAGUAAAUGUAUGAGUACAAAGCUGAGGUGUACGUUAAUGUCCAACAGCUAG